Messenger RNA from Mytilinidion resinicola, 375 nucleotides. RefSeq lists its product as uncharacterized. Gene Ontology annotation, molecular function: protein binding. NCBI's taxonomy places the organism in Eukaryota, Fungi, Ascomycota, Dothideomycetes, Mytilinidiales, Mytilinidiaceae. The record is from RefSeq and is a predicted model, not a curated record. The transcript has a single exon. The annotation marks the transcript as partial.
AAGUUAGAGGUGCAAGUAAUGGAGGCGGCGAAGAGGGUGCUUGGGGAAGAGCAUCCUUUCACACUAAUCAACAUGGCCAACUUAGCGUUGACGUACGGGAAUCAAGGGCGGUGGGAAGAGGCCGAAAAACUACAGAAGCAAGAGUUGGAGGCAUGUUCUAGAGUAUUAGGUGAAGAGCACCCGGACACGCUAAUAAGCAUGGGGAAUCUUGCUGCGAUUUUCAAGAAUGAAGACCGUCAUGAUGAGGCUAUUGAGUUGAUGGUUGCAUGCAUCCAAUUGGGAAAGAAGGUAUUGGAAGUGGACCAUCCGUAUACAAUUUCUUUACUUGAAACGUUGGAUGAAUGGCGUGCUGAACAAACGUCUCCUAGCUCGUAG